Molecule: messenger RNA, 2299 nt
Organism: Trichoderma asperellum CBS 433.97
Lineage: Eukaryota; Fungi; Ascomycota; Sordariomycetes; Hypocreales; Hypocreaceae
Biological process (GO): regulation of DNA-templated transcription; DNA-templated transcription
Cellular component (GO): nucleus
Molecular function (GO): DNA binding; zinc ion binding; DNA-binding transcription factor activity, RNA polymerase II-specific
Source: RefSeq, a predicted model, not a curated record
GGCGAGACGCUUCAGCAAGGAAAAGCGGUUUCUAUCGGGCCCAUUUAUCGCUAUAAUGAUGAAUCGCACGGGCGGCAGCUUGGCCAUUCCGUCUGAAAUUCCCCGGAGGCGCAAUGGCCGCCCCCAGGCUUGCGAGCCAUGCCGCCGGCGCAAGGUCGCCUGCGACCACAGACUUCCUAUUUGCUCGAGGUGCAUACGAAAGAGUGCCCCCCAAAGCUGCCGUUAUCUUAUCCAGGGGCAGCUUGUCACGCCGGCUUUGCCUUCAGUUGGUGCAAGACGCCAAUCGGCUGAUAGCCGGCGGCAUGGACAGCCGGCAGCGCCAAACCCACCAACAUUGAGCCCGCCAACACUUGAGGACCUUGCUUCUCCUUCAGAUAGAAAUGUUGGCUACCUAGGAGCAACCAGUUUCCCAGAAUUCUACCGCGAGACUCAAAAGCACCUCGACCAUGUAGCUGGCCUUGAGCCAACCCGUGAUGGCUUAGCCGGCAGUAAUAACAGCGGCAUGGCGUCAACUAACACCGUGGUCCCAGAUGCCGCUGCUUUUGAGGCUGCCUUUGCAGUGUUACGGACAAUACCAGAUCAAGGGGCAGCAAGAUUCUUAUACGGAAGGAAUGUGAACCCUUCAGAUGCAUGGUGCCGCCUCGCCGUGGAUCGACUUCACGACUCACUAUGGAAGACGCUGGGACAUUUCUUAGAAGGAGAGAGAAGCAACGAGGCAUUGUCACAAAUGGCAUUGCUGCUUUUUCAAAAUAGUUCCAGGCCUCUUAGGGAAGACUUUACAGACCCUGAUCAAUGGUACGAGGCCUUCUCCGGGAUUAAUUUUCGCUGGGAAGGUCUUGGUAUCUUGUUCGGAUAUUGGACCUGUGGAGCUACUUCGCUAUCAGAAAACGGCAACGUCGAACAAUGCAAACAACUUGGAAAUCAUAAUCGUAGAAACCUCAUGCAGAUGUACAAAAUGGGUACAACGAGGUGUGCUGACCUUUGCCGAAUGGCUAGCUGCAACAACACAAUGAUGGUAUUCCUCUUACAUUUGAACAGCCUCACUGCAUCACUCAUUACUGGUGAUACAGGUGCGGAAUUCUGGCGCUUGCAUGCAGAAGCCGUCGCUAUGGCCACCUUUCUUGGCCUCCACACAUCUCAAUCAUCCAACUCAUUGCCAGAAGAGUCAGUAGCUGUUCAGGCUAAGCGAAAGACUUUCUGUGCCGUCUUUAUUGCUGAUAUGAUGUUAUCUACUUUGACUGGCCGGCCGCCGUUGCUUAGCAGCAGGCUUUGUUCCACACCAACACCCCUCGAUGUUGAUAAUGCUUCAUUGUUCAAUACCAAGCUCAAAGACUACCGAUUGGACAAGGACGGAUGGAAUAUUGAUGGAAAAACUUAUCCCAUGACAUAUCUGCGAGCUGCAUACAUAAGCGCAAAGAUAAGGAGCGAAAUCUUAGAGAUGGUGCUCCAAGCACCCAACGUCGCGAGUAACAACUAUGAUCUUGACGAACUACGCAAACGAGAAAUGGAUACGGUAUCACGAUUUCCAAUAGGACUGCGGCUCAGAAACGAAGACUUUAGUGAUCCCGAAGUUGACGGUACCGCCCUCUACGCCAAAUUAUUAGUACGACUGGAACAUCUAAGUAAUUUAUUCUUCAUUGAGAAGCUGUCAUACAAGGGCGAUGGCCUGUACAGCGCACAAACACUUGAGAUCAGUCUAGAGAUGAUCUCGCUUACCGUUACAUUCUGGACACAGCAGAAUCGCCUGGAAGGUCUACAAGGAGACUAUGAGUGGCUCGUUAUGGAGUACGCCGGCCCUGCAGGGGGGAUUUUGUGCAUGGAGCUUUUAAGGACUUCCUCUGGUGCGGCAGAAUCACCAACAACGGCGAAGAUUACAAAGUCCAUGAUAAUAAAGCAGCUGACCUUGCUUGUCGGCUUUCUUGAAUGGAUUGGGCCUUCGACGCCGGGCGCUCAUUUGUGUAACAGCAUUAGGACGGUGGUUGAGCGAGUAAUCGAGCAAGCCUUGAAUCCCACGCCUAAUCCAGCACCUCAGCAAGAGUUUGAAAUGGCAUGGGAUACAAAUUUGCCGGAAGAUAUGAACGAUUUUAAUUUUGGACUGCUGGACACAUUUGACUGGCUAAGGCUUCCGGGGGCGGCGAUGUAGCCGGUAUUUGACAGAGAGGCUACCUUGAUGCCGCCCUUGGCCAGUUUGAUUUAAGCCUAAUGCAAUAAUAUAUAUAGACAAGUUAGGUUGGGAUAAUGCAGGACAUUAAUACCGAAAUUUCUUUGUAAAUAGCUGUCAUCGAUAAAUUUCUCGCUA